AUGAGCGGAUCAUUGAGGAGCUGCUUUGCGGCUCGGCCACUGGCCCGCAUCUCGCAGUCCAUUGCCUCCCGGAGCGGCGUCCAGGGCAUCCGGCCGCUGUCGCAGACGAGCGCACGACGAGACGACGCAAAGGAUGGAAAACCACAGCCGGCCAAGACGGUGCCGCCGAAGCCCCGGACGGAAUCGCUGCUCGACAGCAUCUUCGCGACCCAGCCGGCGUCCAACAGCCGGUCCGCGCAGCCAAACUCCAUGGCCAGCCUGUCCCAGAGCAUGGUCUUCCAGGCCCUCAGCAAGUCCAACAUCGACACCAGCGUGCUGUCCGGCGGCCCCUCGCAGGCGGCGCAGAAGAAGGACGACGAGCUGGAGCCGUACCACUUCCACGUCUUCUCGCACAAGCACAACACCCACAUCACCUGCACAAAGCCCAACCGGGAGCCCAUCAUCUCCAUGUCGUGCGGCAACAUUGGCUUCAGGAAGUCACGGCGCGGCACCUUCGACUCGGCCUAUUCUCUGACAAAAUACGUUUUGGAGCGAUUGAUUCACACGGGGUGGCCAAUGAAGAUCAGCCGCCUCGAGCUGGUUCUCCGAGGCUUUGGCCAGGGCAGAGAGGCGGCCGUCAAGGUGCUCAUGAGCCCCGAGGGCAAGGUGCUGCGCGACAAGAUUGUGCGGGUUGCGGAUUCAACCAGAAUCAAGUUUGCAGGAACAAGGAGCGAGAAGCCGAGGCGGUUGUAG
Messenger RNA from Trichoderma reesei QM6a, 732 nucleotides. RefSeq lists its product as uncharacterized. The record is from RefSeq and is a predicted model, not a curated record. Gene Ontology annotation, molecular function: small ribosomal subunit rRNA binding; mRNA 5'-UTR binding; structural constituent of ribosome. NCBI's taxonomy places the organism in Eukaryota, Fungi, Ascomycota, Sordariomycetes, Hypocreales, Hypocreaceae. Gene Ontology annotation, cellular component: ribosome; mitochondrial small ribosomal subunit. The transcript has a single exon. The coding region runs from base 1 to 732 and encodes 243 amino acids. Gene Ontology annotation, biological process: ribosomal small subunit assembly; translation; maturation of SSU-rRNA from tricistronic rRNA transcript (SSU-rRNA, 5.8S rRNA, LSU-rRNA).